CGCGAUUGCGGGACCUGUGCCUGCAACGGACCGUCCUCGAUCAAACGGUCUAACAAGCACUGGAUCCCCACAUUCUAUACUCGCCCGGUCUUGUCGGUUGCCAAUCCACCUCAGCAACAUGCAGCACCAUUGAUGGCCAGUAUUUUUCCUAUAUCAAUAUGUUUUCGGCCUCGAGGCUGGGCUCUGGCGCGUCGCGUCCACCUUCGAGCUCUAGCAUCCUCGCACCUCUCUCCGCUGAGGCCCUGAACCAGUCCCAGUCUCAGUCCCAGUCUCAACCACAGGCGCAAAUCGCCCGCCAUGCCUUUUCGCAAUCGUCGUCUGGUACCAAAAAGCGCAGGAGGCCCGACACGGAAGACUCAAGCUUACAAGCCCCCGCCGCCGACCACCUUCUCAAGGCGCCCAUCGUCCUCAAGCCACGUCCCUCGACCCUGACAGUGAAGCCGCGAAUCCUGCAGCCCCUAAUGCUUCUCCCGCGUGAACAUCUCCAUUUGUCUGCCCUCGAUCUCGCACAGCCCCACGGAGAUUUCCCAGCCAGCCGCUUGUUCGAGUCCAAAAUCAAAAUCCUGGACCUCGAGGGUCGCUUAGGGUCUAACGUGCUUCUUGCACGCUCCGAGACCAGCCGCAUAAUAUAUGCCAUCGAGCGCGAAGGCAGCGGCUUGUAUGUGCUUUGCAAGCUCGGCGCCUGGGUUGAUAUUGGGAACCUCGUUCUCAAUGCCACCGUCGUGUGCAGUCAGGCCAUGAGAAGCCGCAGAUCAAUAAAAGUUGACGAGUCGACCGUCGCGCCCAUGAUCACGCCGCAUAUGUACAAGGAAAGCAAGAGGAGAAGGCUUGCCAUUGAGGAGAUUCAGUCCAUGGUCCGGAAACGCUCUGUCGUCGCACUGACAGACAAGGAUCCUUCCAGCCAGGCAUCGACACCCAAGGAGCAGACACCAGCGCCCGAAGUUAUGGACACCCAAGACAGCGGACUAGUCGAGGCGCCCAUCAAGGCGCCCGCAGAUGUCCCCUUGCCACUACCAGACGGCCAGGGUAGCCUCGCUCCAGCCUUGCAGCCUGACCUUGAUAUCCCAGCGCAGCCGAGUGCUGAAGACAUAUUCCAAAAUGUCAGAAUGCAAUAUAUUGAGGCUCUGUAUCAUUCUAUGGGUUCGCUGGCCUAUUUUGCAAAAGGGCCGCUGUCUCAAGCUCGCGCGGCCUUUCAUUUAGAUUGUGAUGCGAAUCUUGAAAUGAACGACUUGAUAGACUUCUUGAAAAGCCUCGUCAUGACAACAGUGGUGAUAGACAAGAAAUACCGGGAAACAAUGCCUGGUAUUAUAGAGAAACUGAAGACCCUCGUCGGCGAGUCGGGUGACGGAGAGACAAAACCUAAGAAAAGAAAGCCCAAGAAGCCGAGGCUUGGCAAGGACGCCCUGUACCCAUCAGAGCACGAACACGUGAGACGGUGGUGGGCUGUUCACGAGCCGGUUAGCAACGGCGAGAGCGAGAAGUCCACGAGGGAUAUAGAAACAAAGUAUCACAUUUCCUGCCUGCGGAAAAGAGAAACGCAGAUGCAGAUGAUACUGAUCCUCGAAAUUCUGGCACUGGAGCCGCUAAGCCGGCCGGUAGAAGACACCGAAGAGAUCCAGCUGCCAGGGGCUGAGUCCCAGACAAUUCCUCGGGAGGCGGUGCAAGAGGCGGCUACGAAAAAACGAAGCAAGAACAACCUGCCUGUGCUUCUCGACGUCCACGCCGACCGUCUCUGCAUCUGGCAGACUACGACAACCGAUGAGGUCAAAGCCUUAGCCGAGUCUCAGGCUCUGGGCGGGGGGUCAGAACCACAGAGACCGGAUAGGGUCAACUCCGAUUCCCUGAGGGACUUUUGUGUCGACAUUAUAGUGCCUUUCUUCUCUGCGCGGCUGCCCGAACUCUGUGGUUCAAUCAACCGGAAAUUAGGGGGUCCGGUUGUGCAGUCGCCCCCCAAGGAAAAGCAGGCAAAACACUUGAGCGCAUUAAAAGCAAAGCCUGGUGCACCCACUAAACGACCGGCGCCAACCCUCAGGAAGGACAAGGAGAGAACACUGGAGCGCGUGCUAUCCAAGGAGCGAAUGAGACGCAGCGCCUCACGGGGACCGUCGGGAGCGAUAGCUCUCAUGCGAACUGCGAGUGCUACCACAAUCCCCGGCUUGAAGAGGGAGGGAAGCGAACCGCUCUUGUCAAUGAUCCCCAGAGGGGCGAUCGGCUCGCUAAAGGACAAAACAUCUAAUAUCUUUAAGCGAAGCACGGCCCCGAGCAAUUUGGGAGGCCAAAAGGCUAAGCCAAAGGUCGAUGUUGAGGCCGAGCUCAAGGAUGCUAUUUCCGCUCUCAAGAGGCCAAACCGGGCUCUGGUUAACAAGGAGCUGACUGAAGAGGCGGAGAAGCGAGUGUCUGUCAGCAACUCUCAUCCUAAAAAGGUGAAGAAACCGGGCCGUGCCUCUGCUGUUCUGAUAAAGGCAACGCCAGCCAACAAUCGUUUCAGGGACGUGAUUGCCGCCGAUUCUCGGCUGCCACAACUGGCGCAACCCUCGAUUGCCGUGUUCGACUCAGUGCCUUCAAGUUCUUCGGUUAUCCCUGCAUCGACCGUGCCUCGCAAGUUCGCAGACAUGCUGAGUGCAUCCAGCGCAACUGCAAGGCCGCUAUCAGACAGUAUUCAGGCAACACCGUCACGGCAGGCGUUUGCCCCAAAGACUACAGUCCGGCCUCCGUCGGCUGCCGACGAUAUUCUCGAUUCUUCUCCUAUAAUGGCCCGGAAAGCGGCGCCCUCGUCAAACUCUCAGUACCUCUCUGUCUCUACGAUCCGAUUAGGCAAAGGCCAUGGCGCCACAGACAUGCUGCCGUCAUCACCAGGGCUGGCCGCGCUCUUCAAGACACCAGUCAACCCCAAGUCGGCCAGAGACAGGUUGGCGAUGGGCCUGAAUGACACCCCGAUCAAGUCAAGGCUCCCCGUGGGCGACACCUCCUUGACAUCCAACGUGAGCCCCAACAAUGACCUCGGAGUUAAAGGGGGAGGAGUGACAAAAGUCGUGGAUAUAUACCAGCAACUGGGCUGGGACGACUGAAAAACGAAAAAGAAUCAAAAAUCUCAGGUGAAGUAUGCAUGCAGGAUGAGAAACAAAACGGCCUAUGAGAAAUUCUGGACAUUACUUCAAUGAAUAUGAGCGCAUUAACAUCUGGGAAGGAGUGAAUGGGUCAAUAAAUGAAUGACGGGCAGUGAAGGGCUCGGCUGGCGUAUUUCGGCAGAAAAAAGGGAGGCGGCAUUUGCACGAGGGCGUCUGGUUGUUCAUAGCAUCGCAUCGGCAUGGGAGGGGAAUCGGCAUAUUCUUCUUAACUAUAGGAGAGGAACGAGCAAGCAUCUUUCUCGACAGGCGUUAUGAUAUAGUGACAGAAUAAAUC
Messenger RNA from Lasiosphaeria miniovina, 3402 nucleotides. RefSeq names its product DNA replication regulator SLD3-domain-containing protein. Gene Ontology annotation, cellular component: DNA replication preinitiation complex. Gene Ontology annotation, biological process: DNA replication initiation. The record is from RefSeq and is a predicted model, not a curated record. The transcript is spliced from 5 exons. The coding region runs from base 159 to 3068 and encodes 969 amino acids. Lineage: Eukaryota; Fungi; Ascomycota; Sordariomycetes; Sordariales; Lasiosphaeriaceae.